UGCUUCUCCCAGAGUAACUUGGAUCCAAUACUUUUGCCUCUGCGGGUCUCUCAGGCGAUGGGGCUGGGCCCCCGCCGAGGACCACAACAGUACAAGGGCCCCAGGGCUGCGCGCUCUGAGUCAGGCGGCCCCAGCGCCGAGCUCCGCCAGGAGGCCCCAGUGCGCGGCUCCGCGGGGCCUAGAGCUCUAAGGACGGGGGCGGUCUCGGCGUGCGGCUCCGCCGGCGGGCAGGAGGCGGCGGGUGGACGAGAUGGAAGUGAAAGACGCAAAUGCUGCAUUGCUGAGUAACUUUGAGGUGUUCCAGUUACUUACCGAUCUUAAGCAGCAGCGCAAAGAUAGUGGAAAACACAAACAGAGCUCUGGCCAGCAGAAUCUGAACACUAUCAUGUACGAAACAUUGAAAUACAUAUCCAAAACACCAUGCAGAUUCCAAAGUCCUGAGAUUGUGAGAGAUUUCCUCAUAGCAAUGAAAGGCCAUAAACUAACCAAAGCAGAAAAGCUACAGUUGCUUAACCACAGGCCAAUGACUGCAGUUGAGAUACAGCUGAUGGUAGAGGAAAGUGAAGAAAGACUAACAGAAGAGCAGAUUGAGUCACUUCUUCAGACAGUCUCCAGCGUUCUUCCAGGGAACCCAGCGGAAGAGCUGCAGAAACAGGCGACAACGGCAGCCGAAGAAGAUGAUGACCCAGAAUAGACAGCAUCUGAACCUAAGUUGGCAACAUCAUCAAAAGCUUCAUGAGAAAAGAACCAGCUAAACUUUUUGAUUGCAAAGACCAUGUCUGGGGUUUUUCACCCACGGCUUAAUCUUGUGUGACAUCACUGUACAGUAUAUUAAUGUUUUAUUGUAUAAAUCAUGAGAGCAACAGUUGUUUAUAAGAAACAUAAAUCAAAGGAGAGCUCUCAUGUCAGCCUUUUGUGAGAUGUGAGAAAGAUAGUAACUGGCUUCAUAACACAGCAGUUUGUGACAUAGUGAAAAUAAACCUUAUACUUGAAUAUUCUUUUUUUCCAUUACCCAUGUAACAGCUGUUCUUUUCUGAGUAGGGUUAUAUGCAGCUGGCAAUGUUCUAAUUAGCAUAGCAAUACACUAUAAUUAUAAUUGAUUUAAUAUGUUUUUGAAUUACUCAACUGUUUUCCAGAGUGCAGUUUACAAUGCAGUGUCCAUUCUGUGUGGAAGAAGCUAUUUCAAGGUAUCGAUACACAGUUAGAAUAAAGUUCAAAAAUUGUUUAAUAGCCAUAUAAGAUCAGUAGUAAUAGAUCCUUAUAACUACUAAUAUCUUUAGGGUUAUACCAUGGAAGUGGAAGGAAUGUAAAGGCUGUAUCGAUAUGGUAACUAGUCUCAAGGACACCUCUGAUAUGACCCUAUGCUUAUUUUAAAUACAGGGCCAGAUCCUCAGCUGAUUUAAAUGGACAGAAUCCCACACAGUCAAGAGAGCUAUGCUGAUUCACACCAGUCGAGGAUCUGGACGAUAAAGUUCGGGUUUUCAGUAAUGCAAACAAACAAAAAGUAGAAGUAUAAGGCUGCUUUUUUUUUUCUUUUCUUUGAAUCACCUGUUGUCUAGGUCUUACAUGUAGAAGAUUGCACAGUCCACAUGAGCUAUGCUAUCAGGGCACAACUGGGUGAGUUAAUGAUGACACGAGAGCCUUAACUAUGAAUUUCCCUAUUUUGUUUUUAGAAGUUUAACGAGGCUCAGUCCUUGCUCAAGCAAAACUUCCACUGAAGUCAACAGGAAUUUUGUCUGACCACAGACUACAAGAUCAAGCACUUAAUGUUGAAAGUGUCAGAGAUCGUUAAAUCACAAAUCGUACAUAUAUGGUAACAGGCCACGCUGUUUCUUCUUAUGCUAUGACUGCAAACAAAAAUUGUACCAAUCAUUAUAAUGUGUUAAAAGCCAAAAUAAAAAGUUUGAAAAAACUCCUAGGAAUUUCGUGGUUGAUAGCAGUGGGAGUCAGAAUAUCUGAUUUCUGUUUCCAGCUCUGUCACAGCCUUCCUUUGUGACACUGGGCAAAUAAUUUACCAUUGUUCUGCCUCAGUUUUCCCUUAUGUGAAGUAGAACAGUAAUACCUGCUUCACAGGAGUGUUGUAAUGCUCAGUUCAUAAAUAUUUGUAAGAUGCUUUGAGGUACUGAGAUGUAAGGUGCUAUUCAAGUAGAAAUUAUAAGUACUACACCUCUACCCCGAUACAACGCUGUCCUCGGGAGCCAAAAAAUCUCACCAUGUUAUAGGUGAAACCAUGUUAUAUCGAACGUGCUUUGAUCUGCCGGAGUGCGCAGCCCCUCCCCCCAGAGCGCUGCUUUACCAUGUUAUAUCCGAAUUUGUGUUAUAUCGGGUCGCGUUAUAUCGGGGUAGAGGUGUACUAUCUUUAGGAAGUAAAUAACUAUAUAUCAGGUUAAUAAAUUCUAAGGCUGAAAGCCAAGGCGUGUUUUAGCACAAGAUAUAGUGAUUAUGGUGUUAAAAGGAAAGGUCCAAGGUUUUUUUUUUCUUGUUAAAUACAUGUAAAUAUUCAUAGUAGAGGGUGGAAGGGAAGCCCUCCAAAAUAGCUAAUGGACUAUCAGACUACUGAAAGAUACAUUUUAAAAUUUGUUUUAAAAUUAAACUUUUGGGUUCUUACGGGUCAUUACUGGUGCUCGACAGCUUGCAGGAAUGGGCAAUGUCUAUUAGAAUGUAUUGUAUUUUCUAAAAGCGAGCUCAUGAAGUGUCAUUAUAAAGCUAACAGAGCAAACAGAAGCAAAAUCACAAGUCCCUUUAAAAUAUAAGUGAGUAUUUUCACCGCUUUCUUCAGCUGGUUGUUCCACGUCGGAAAUUGUUGAUUUGUUAUCAUAAUAUAUAUGCCAGCGUCAGUGUGGUUUUAUGUUGAAAGUUGAAAAUGUGUUGUUUGGAUUUCUAGUAAACUGCCCUUUUACUACAUUAUUUAAAGUAUUUAACAAUAAAUCACUUCCAGAUGAAUAAAAAUAUGUACUUUUGUACAAAUACAA
Messenger RNA from Chrysemys picta bellii (western painted turtle), 2972 nucleotides. RefSeq names its product CGRP receptor component (gene CRCP). Lineage: Eukaryota; Metazoa; Chordata; Testudines; Emydidae. Gene Ontology annotation, cellular component: RNA polymerase III complex. Gene Ontology annotation, biological process: transcription initiation at RNA polymerase III promoter. Gene Ontology annotation, molecular function: nucleotide binding. The record is from RefSeq and is a predicted model, not a curated record.